CGCAGACUCGUCAUCUGACUGACUGAUGAGAGUUGGGCGACUCCAGGAAGACGCAGAUGUUAUGACAGUAAAUGAACAAAAUAAACAUACAUGAAAAUAAAAUAUCAAUGAACAGAUUAUAACAUCCCACAGCACGUACAACGAACACCACGUCCGGUUACUAUGGAGGAGACGAACAGAGAGGCCGUGGCCACAGCGGUGCAGAGGGUUGCUGGGAUGCUUCAGCGCUCUGACCAGCUGGACAAAGUGGAGCAGUACAGACGGAGAGAGGCACGGAAGAAAGCAUCCGUGGAAGCAAGAUUAAAGGCGGCCAUUCAGUCUCAGUUGGAUGGGGUCCGAACAGGCCUCACGCAGCUCCAUAAUGCUCUGUGUGAUGUGAAAGACAUCCAGAACUCUCUGGCAGAUGUCAGUAAAGACUGGAGGCAGAGCAUCAACACCAUAGAGAAUCUGAAGGAUGUGAAAGACGCCGUGGUUCAGCACAGUCAGUUGGCUUCAGCCGUGGAGAACCUCAAGAACAUUUUCUCAGUACCUGAGAUUGUACAAGAGACCCAGAAUCUGAUCGAACAGGGCGAGCUGCUUCAAGCUCACCGCAAGCUGAUGGACCUGGAGUGCUCCCGCGACGACCUCAUGUACGAGCAGUACCGCAUGGACAGCAAGAACGUCCAUGACAUGAACCUCAUUCGUGGCUACUUCGGCCAGGUGCAGGGCCUGUCGGAGGAACUGUCCAAACAACUCUGGAUGGUCCUCCAACGUGCCAUGGUCACUGUCCGCCGCGACCCCACCAUGCUGGUGUCUGUGGUUCGAAUCAUCGAGCGCGAAGAGAAGAUCGACCGCAGGAUGCUGGAUCGCAAGAAGCAGACUGGCUUCAUCCCGCCUGGGAGGCCCAAGUGCUGGAAAAAACGCAUGAAUGAAGUCCUAGAGGGCACCGUGAGCGGUCGCAUCGAGAGCACGCAGUCAGAAACACGCGAGUCUGACAAAAUGUGGUUGGUGAGGUUGCUGGAGAUCAUGAGGAAGUACGUACUGGACGACCUGAUCAUAGUGAAGAACAUGAUGGUGCAGUGCUUCCCUCCUCACUACAACACCUUCCAGGUGUUCUUCGACCUCUAUCAUAAGUCGGUGUCGGCGCGGGUGCAGGAGCUCGCAGCAGAGGAUCUAGAAGCCAAUGAGAUCGUGUCUCUUCUCACAUGGGUCCUCAACACGUAUAAAAGUGUGGAUAUGAUGGGGGAUCCUGAUCUGCAGCCCGAGUGUGACGUCAAGAAGUUGGAGCCGCUGUUGCCUGAUAAAGUGGUGGAUGAUUUGCUGGGCAAAUACCUCAAGACGUUCACUUCAAACAUCACAGGCUGGCUGCGCAAAGCUCUGGAAACGGAUAAGAAAGACUGGCAGAAGGAGACAGAGCCUGAGGGCGACCAGAACGGCUACUACCAGACCACCUUACCUGCUAUUGUCUUCCAGAUGUUUGAGCAGAAUCUCCAGGUGGCCGCUCAGAUCAACGAGACCUUUAAAGAGCAGGUGCUGAAAGUCUGUCUGAAGCAGAUGAACUCAUUCCUAGUAAGGUACCGAGAGGAGGCGAUCGCCUAUAAGGAGGAACAUCUGAAAGAUCGUCAGCUUCCGCAGUGCUACGUUCAGUACAUGAUUGCCAUCAUCAACAACUGUCAAACCUUCAAGGAGUCUAUAAAUAGCCUGAAAAGGAAGUACUCUCAGUCGUCUGAAAGCACUCAGAACGACGCCGCCAUAGAUAAGCUCCUGAAUGAUGUGGCCAAAGAGGGCUGCCAGUUCCUGCUAGAUGAAGUCUUCCUGGAUUUGGAGCAUCAUCUUAAUGAACUGUUGACCCGAAAGUGGUUGGCAGGCUCUCAUGCUGUAGACACCAUCUGUGUGACAGUGGAAGACUACUUCAACGACUUUUCCAAAAUUAAAAAGCCGUAUAAUCAGGAAAUGACGAGUGAGGCUCAUCGGCGGGUGGUGGUGGAGUAUUUGAAAGCCAUCAUGCAGAAGCGCAUCUCGUUUAAGAAUGCCGACGAAAGAAAGGAGGGAGCGGACCGGAUGAUGAAAGAAGCGGAGCAGUUCAAAUUCCUCUUCAGGAAACUUUCUGCUGGAGAGGACUCAGACCGGCUGUGUGACUCCAUCAGUGCCAUCGCUGAGGUCUUCAAACUGACCGACCCUGCGCUGCUCUACCUGGAGGUGUCCACCCUGGUGUCCAAAUAUCCCGACAUCAGAGAGGAACACAUUGUGGCCCUGUUAGCUGUCCGCGGUGAUGCCAGUCGAGAAAUGAGACAGAUGAUCAUAGAGACUCUGAACCAGAACAAACCGUCCUCUUCCUCUGUGUCUCAGCCCGUCUUCAGAGACAUCACCGUGCCAACCAGCACCAUGACCGCCAUGACCUCUAUGACUGUACCGAAACUGCUGAAAUAACCUGACCUUUGACCCCUGGAGACUAAGAGAUCCCCUUAAUGCACUUUGGAAAUAUAUUCACUGCAAUGUCAGUGACGGCUUUGAUGAUUUACGAUGACUUGAUGUACAGAAACAUUUUCAGGAUUCCAGGUCUGUAACAAACCACUGAAUUCAUCACGUCAGUUUGCAUUUCAAUAAAAUCUGGAUAAUCACUAA
Molecule: messenger RNA, 2604 nt
Organism: Rhinichthys klamathensis goyatoka
Lineage: Eukaryota; Metazoa; Chordata; Actinopteri; Cypriniformes; Leuciscidae
Gene: exoc3
Product: exocyst complex component 3
Exons: 13
Coding region: 163-2409 (748 amino acids)
Biological process (GO): exocyst localization; exocytosis
Cellular component (GO): exocyst
Molecular function (GO): SNARE binding
Source: RefSeq, a predicted model, not a curated record